Messenger RNA from Exophiala bonariae, 951 nucleotides. RefSeq lists its product as uncharacterized. Bases 1 to 951 code for a protein of 316 amino acids. The transcript is spliced from 2 exons. Lineage: Eukaryota; Fungi; Ascomycota; Eurotiomycetes; Chaetothyriales; Herpotrichiellaceae. Gene Ontology annotation, molecular function: 2-oxoglutarate-dependent dioxygenase activity. The record is from RefSeq and is a predicted model, not a curated record.
AUGGCAAUCACGUAUGAGCGAAAGCAAAAUUUCACGGUUCCAGUGGUAGACUUAACCAACUAUCUGCGCGAUCCCCAAUCCACAGAAGCCGAGGGUGUAGUCGAAGAAAUUCGAAAAGCGUGCUCAACAAGUGGAUUUUUCCAAGUCACCGGUCACGGUAUCCCGAAGGGGCUUCAAGACCAGAUAGUUCAAGCAGCAAAGUUAUUCUUCGCUCUACCUCAGGAUGAGAAGACUAAAUUGACUGGUAUCCACGGUCGUGGCUACGAGGUGAUGGGUUCUCAAAUUUUGGAGGCUGGGAAGAAACCCGAUUUGAAGGAGGGUUUCAUGAUUGGUCCUGAUGUUCCAGAUCAACCGCCCUUUCGACGUUUUCAAGAAGCGAACAUAUGGCCGAACUCUCAUCAAAUCCCAGAGCAGCAGUUCAAGGAGCCGCUCCUUGCAUAUCACAAAGCUUUAUCAGAUUUGUCCAGCCAGAUAAUGCAUAUCUUAGCUCGAGGCCUCAAGGAAUUCGAAACGAGUGUCUUCAAAGAGUUCUGCGAGGACCCAAUUGCAAAUGUUAGGCUACUGCAUUACCCUCCACAUCCGAAUUCAGAUGAUAGUAGUUUAGUAGGUGCUGGUGCUCACACUGAUUUUGGGGCCAUAACAUUGCUUCUACAAGACAAACAAUCAGGACUUCAAGUCUUCAACCACCAUACGAAUGAUUGGGUCGACAUUCCACCACAGAGCGAUGCAUAUGUGGUCAAUGUUGGUGAUAUGCUGGAAGCUUGGACUGGUGGAAAGUACAAAUCAAAUCUACAUCGGGUGGUCAACAAAAGUGGGACAGAUAGAUAUUCAGUCCCUUUCUUCUACGAUGGCCACCCUGACUGUGUGAUCAGACCACUAGAUGGAUCUAACGGGAAAGAGUUCACAGUAGAGGAACAUCUAGUGUUAAGGUACAAGGCAUCUUACGGCUGA